Plasmodium cynomolgi strain B is the source of this 1758-nucleotide messenger RNA. RefSeq names its product ATP-dependent DEAD box helicase. Gene Ontology annotation, molecular function: hydrolase activity, acting on acid anhydrides; RNA helicase activity. The transcript is spliced from 2 exons. The record is from RefSeq and is a predicted model, not a curated record. NCBI's taxonomy places the organism in Eukaryota, Apicomplexa, Aconoidasida, Haemosporida, Plasmodiidae. The annotation marks the transcript as partial. Gene Ontology annotation, cellular component: mitochondrial degradosome. Gene Ontology annotation, biological process: mitochondrial RNA 3'-end processing; RNA catabolic process.
CGGAAAGACGUAUGAAGCUUUUCAAAGUUUGUGUAAAUCAAGUAAUGGGUUGUAUUGUGCGCCUUUACGAAUCCUGGCAUGGGAAAUCCACAAAAAAUUAAUUAAACUGAAUAAAAUCACCAGCUUAUUAACAGGUCAAGAAUUAAUUAAAAAAAAAAAUGCAACACAUACAGUUUGCACAGUCGAAAUGACUCCACUAGAUAGACAAUACGACUGUGUUGUCAUUGACGAAAUUCAGAUGAUUAAUCAUGAUACGAGAGGAUGUGCAUGGACAAAUGUUCUUCUAAACUUGGACUGUGAAGAGAUAUACCUCUGUGGAAGUGACAAUAUAAUCAGUUUGGUGAAAAAAUUAGCAGACCUUUUAGAAGACCAAUUAAUUAUAAAGCGAUUCGAACGGUUAACAGAUUUGCAUGUGGAGGAAAAUACAGUGGAAUGGGAAAAACUCAAGACGGGAGAUUGUGUAAUUACUUUCUCCAGAAAUAGCAUCAUGCUGUUAAAGAAUCGUUUGGAGCGAUUGAAUAAACGAGUUUUUGUAAUUUAUGGAAGUUUGCCCCCGGAAAUAAAGCGCAUGCAGGUGGAGUCCUUCAAUCGAUGCUGUGCAGGGGAAGGAAGCAUAGGAGAAGCGGACGAGAAUGAAAAAGCAGAACUACCCCCCUCCACCUGUGACAAGAAAAAACAAACCAUUUUAAUCGCUACGGAUGUCAUAGGUAUGGGGGUGAACAUUAAUAUCAGAAGAAUAAUAUUUUAUUCUUUGCAAAAAUUCGAUGGAGAUAGAUUAAGACAUUUAUACGCUUCAGAAGUACUACAGAUAGCUGGGAGGGCUGGAAGAUAUCAUCAUGGUAUUAGAGAACCCAUAACUGGUUACGUUACUUGUGUUUAUGCACAUGAUUUAAGCAUUAUUAAAAGAAUUUUUAAGAACCAAAAUGAUGGUGUGCUGGAUGGAAAAGGGUUGGAAAAUAGCCAUUCGGAGAAUUCUACUUUUACACAGAUUUGUGGUCAGCACGUUGGGUCCUCGAACGAUUUAAGAAGAAAUGAUGAUGAGGGAAGAUAUCCAAAUGGGCAGGGUAGUGAUGCUCAGUUGAACGUGUCACAACACAACGCACAUGUAGCACUAUUCGGGGAAAUUACUCCUUCCUCCAAAGGGAACAUAUUAAAAAAUUCCCAUUUUGUGGAUCCCCUUCUUUUUCAACAAAGAGAAAGAAAAAACAACACCUGUACAAAGGCAGGUUUUUUUCCUGAUUUUAACAUGAUAAAUAAAUUGAAAAAAAUGCUAGAGUAUGAACACAAAGCAAAGGUAGAACUGCAUGAAAUUAUGAGUAUACUAGUGGACUACGCAAAGCUUAAUGAAGAUUAUUUUUUCCUGACGAAGAAUUAUAACCAAAUGAUACUCAUUGCUAAAUUUUUAAAAGACAUAAAACUGGACAGCGAAACUCUUUUUGUGUAUACCCUUUCCCCGAUAAACGUCAAUGAUAUUAAUAUGUUAACUACGCUGAGAACCUUUGCUUUAUGUCAUGAGCUGCUAAAUUUUGUGGAUUUUUUUGAGUGUAUAAAUCGAGAUAUUGUGCCUACUACUACAAGUGCAAUUCGCCUUGACUUCCCCUUAAGCGCAACUCCAUUCAACGUCUCACCGGGCUAUUCCAACCAUCCACACAUGGGGAUAGAGGAAUGCCUCAGCGUGCUGGAGCUUUAUUAUGAAAUAAUCGACCUGUACUGCUGGUUACAUACAAAGUUCCCAAGCAUUUAUACAAACAUAGAUUC